Cryptococcus wingfieldii CBS 7118 is the source of this 579-nucleotide messenger RNA. RefSeq lists its product as hypothetical. The coding region runs from base 1 to 579 and encodes 192 amino acids. Lineage: Eukaryota; Fungi; Basidiomycota; Tremellomycetes; Tremellales; Cryptococcaceae. The transcript has a single exon. The record is from RefSeq and is a predicted model, not a curated record.
AUGACCAAAGCCACCGACAACACCGAAAGCACUGUCAGCAAAGACAGUCAAAGCACUGUAUUCCCUCCGGACAGCCGCAUCUCGGGCGUCUCUUCUAACGGCGCCAAACACAUGUGCUACUGUGCCAUGCACCUACAGCCCGGAGAAUCCGACCAACCCUCAUGGACCGGCGGAAAACCAAUGAUCAACAACAAAAGACACAGCGGGCGUAUCCACUUUAGCGACAGGGAAUCUACGAUAUUCGAAUUCCCAUGUUUGAGCACAGCAAUCAUCCUCAGUUUCCGAGAUGAUGAUCCAGCAGAAGACGAGAUGUUGGUAGGAAAUGUCACGAAGAGCAAGCUCGAUGAGAUGGGACUGUGGCCUACGUAUCGGGACGGCUUCAAGACUGUGACGGGCGUGGAAUGCGGCCUGCUCAUUCACGGCGAGUUUGAGAAUAUGUUUGAGGGCGAUCCUAUUAUGGAGAUCGAUCACUCGGUGUUGACCGACAGGCCAACGUUUGACGAUGCUUAUGACGACUUCUUUUCAAGCAACACUGUAAAGACGGAAUUAAGGGAUGAAUAUAUGUCAGGGGAAUUGUAG